AAUUACCACAAUAGGUCAUAACUUUUCCGUCUAAAGGGGCCUUAGCUAGCUAGCUUCACCACUCAAACCACACUCACUUGCAAGGUCUGGCUUUUAAAAUGACCAUUCAAAGCUCUGUUCUGCUGAGGCUUGUAGCUCUGGCGAGCUUUCUGGCUCUCCUUGCUCCAUCGAUCGCCGAUGAUUCCUACAGUACUUUCUGUGACGCUCCGUACUUUGAUAGCUCUAAUUUCACUAUUUUUACUGAUAACUUCUAUUGGGGCUCCGCCAUAGCAGCUUAUCAGGUAGAAGGCGAAGUAUUUCUCGGUCGAGGUCCGAGCAUCUGGGACAACUUUACUCACACCUAUCCAGGUAGGAUUGCUGAUAAAAGCAAUGGAGAUGUGGCGGCUGAUUUCUAUAACUCCUAUGAGGAAGAUCUGAAACUAGUGAAGGAUAUGAAUAUGAAUUCCUUUAGAUUCUCCUUCUCAUGGACAAGAUUGUUACCUAAUGGCAAGUUAAGGGACGGCGUGAGUCAGGAAGGCGUUGCAUUUUACAACCGCCUCAUCGAUCAGAUGAUAUCCUAUGGUUUGGAACCGUUUGCCACAAUAUUUCAUUGGGACACUCCCCAAGCUUUGGACGAGGAGUAUGGCAGCUUUUUAAGUUCAAACAUCUUGAGUGAUUUUCUAGACUACGCAGAACUCUGCUUCCAACUAUUUGGCGAUCGAGUGAAAAAGUGGAUCACGAUAAACGAGCCGUAUACUUACUCCGUCUACGCGUACAACAACGGCCAGUUCGCGCCUGGCCGGUGCUCGACAUGGGUGAAUGAAGCUUGUCAAGUUGGAAACUCAUCCAUUGAGCCUUACAUUGUCUGUCACAACCUUCUUCUAGCUCAUGGAGCAGCUGUCCAAUUAUACAGGGAGAAAUAUCAAGAAGUUCAAAAGGGGAAGAUUGGCAUAACCCUAUCUUCGUUCUGGUACCUUCCUUACACAGACAACCCUCUUGACUCUGUAGCAGCAUCCACGGCCGUAGAUUUCAAUAUUGGUUGGCAUUUAGGGCCUAUAACCUCUGGGCAAUAUCCACAGAGUAUGAUCAAGAAUGUUGGGGAUCGUUUGCCAGUUUUCACAGCUGAGGAAUCUGAAAUGCUAAUAGGAUCAUUUGAUUUUCUUGGGUUAAAUUACUACUCAACAUACUAUGCUUCUUAUAAUGACACAGUUGGGAAUGUCGACUAUACAACAGACCAGCAUUUGAUAGUGCAUUUUAACGACAGGGAAGGAGUGCCAAUUGGUCCACUGGCACCUGGUUCAAAGUGGAUUUACGUAUAUCCUGCUGGUAUUCGACAUCUUUUAAAGCAUGCGAAGGAUGUGUACAAUAUUUCGCUAAUUUAUAUCACUGAGAAUGGAAUUAGUGAGCAAGACGAUGAUUCUCUCACAUUGGAGGAAGCUCUUUAUGAUCCGUGGAGGAAGGAGUACUAUCGCUGUCAUCUUUGGAAUGUUCUUAAAUCAAUGAAGGAAGAUGAUGUGAAUGUUGAAGGAUACUUUACAUGGUCAUUGAUGGAUAACUUUGAAUGGCAAUAUGGAUACACAAAUAGGUUUGGUCUUAUCUACAUAGACUUCAAAAAUGGCUUGACAAGGUACCCAAAGGACUCUGUUUACUGGCUCACCCAGUUUUUAAAGAAUGCCAAUUCCUCCAUUAAGGAAGUAGUCCCAGCAGAAGUGACGCCAAGAUGAUCUCGUCCUCUCCGGUUUCCGGUCUCGGAUUCUUAGAAAUCCCUAAUUAGUUUGUGAAAUGUAAAAAGAAAAAAAAAAGAUGCCCUAAUCGAUUUAUUGUCAUCCGGACCAUACGAAUAAAUAAUUUUACUUCAUGAUUUUUACUA
Molecule: messenger RNA, 1849 nt
Organism: Tripterygium wilfordii
Lineage: Eukaryota; Viridiplantae; Streptophyta; Magnoliopsida; Celastrales; Celastraceae
Product: beta-glucosidase 24-like
Exons: 11
Coding region: 99-1703 (534 amino acids)
Biological process (GO): carbohydrate metabolic process
Molecular function (GO): beta-glucosidase activity
Source: RefSeq, a predicted model, not a curated record